Dicentrarchus labrax (European seabass) is the source of this 2718-nucleotide messenger RNA. It is a transcript of the gene naa60, whose product is annotated as N-acetyltransferase 15 (GCN5-related, putative). NCBI's taxonomy places the organism in Eukaryota, Metazoa, Chordata, Actinopteri, Moronidae. The transcript has 7 exons. The coding region runs from base 216 to 944 and encodes 242 amino acids. Gene Ontology annotation, molecular function: protein-N-terminal amino-acid acetyltransferase activity; histone acetyltransferase activity. Gene Ontology annotation, cellular component: Golgi membrane. The record is from RefSeq and is a predicted model, not a curated record. Gene Ontology annotation, biological process: N-terminal peptidyl-methionine acetylation.
CUGGUGUAGCGGCCACAAACAGGAAGAAAACAUCCAUCCAGCUGUUAUCUAAGAAGGGAGAGCUCCGGCUAGCCUAGCAGCCUGUGUACCAUUGGCACAGUAAUGAAACGGUGUUGUACCAUGCUGUGUCCGGAGUAGUGCCUGUAUCGACGGACACCCAGAGAACACGGUUCUCCUCGACUUUCCUCCGGUCUGACUGUUGAAACAAGGUGUGAAUGAGUGACGUGGUGCCUCCCACAGCUCUCAGUGAAGUCCAGCUCCGCUUCCUCUGCCACGAUGACAUAGAGAACGUCAAGCUGCUCUGCGGUGAUUGGUUCCCAAUCGAGUACCCAGACUCAUGGUAUCAGGACAUCACCUCCAACAAGAAGUUCUUCUCCCUCGCUGCCACCUUCAGAGGAGGCAUCGUGGGAAUGAUUGUGGCCGAGAUCAAAGGCCGGACCAAAGUACACAAAGAGGAUGGAGACAUCCUGGCCUCCAGUUUCCCUGUGGACACACAGGUAGCCUACAUCCUCAGCCUGGGAGUGGUCAAAGAGUUCAGGAAACAUGGCAUAGGCUCCCUACUGCUGGACAGUUUGAAGGAGCACAUCUCAACGACAGCCCAGGACCACUGUAAGGCAAUCUACCUACACGUCCUCACCACCAACAACACUGCCAUCCACUUCUAUGAGAACAGGGACUUCAGGCAGCACCACUACCUGCCCUACUACUACUCCAUACGAGGCGUCCUCAAAGACGGAUUCACAUACGUGCUCUACAUCAAUGGGGGCCAUCCACCCUGGACAUUAUUUGACUACAUCCAGCACAUCGGUUCAACCCUGGCCAGCCUGAGCCCCUGCUCCAUCCCUCAGAGGCUGUACCGACAGGCCCAGUCCCUGCUGCGCUCUCUGCUCCCCUGGUCCAACAUCGCCUCUAAGACUGGCAUACAGUACAGCAGAACAAUGUGACACAACAUGGAGCGAAACUUCCGUUUCUCAUCAGUCUUCCCCUGUACACACCAAGAUGUACACUCACACUCGCGUUCUCCAUCUCGCACAGGUUUCCACACCCUGUGUAUGACACAGGACUCAGGUUCAACCUGCGUUUGACCACUCACACACCAGAAUACUAUUCCCCAUUCACUACACAUGGCACUGUUCACACAAAGAUCCAGGUUUGAUAAACAGGGUUGUUGCAUUGCAGCGUCACUCAAAGUGCAGUGUUGUUGUUUUUACACUGACACACAGAGGGAUUGCUUUAAAUCAUUCUGUUACUAUACUAUCCCAUAUAUACUCCACUAUCCAUUAGUUACCAUAGUAACCUGUGUUUACCCAGUCAUACCAAAGUGGAGCAGCGUCACACCCGCUUUCAACCCAGGCAGCUGAGCAAAGCGGAGAACCUGGUUCAGUUAAUCCACGUUGACCCAGGCACUCCAGCUCAUAAUGGUUGUCUCUUCACACACACACACACACACACACACACACACACACACACACACACACACACACACACCGUGAACCCUACAGAGACUUCAUCCUGUCCACCACUGUCACAGAGACUAUGUAUACUGUUUGUAUAUUAUAUAUACUAAGCUAAUAUAUAAAUUUCUGUCAUUAUGUAUGUCUAUUCUAUGCUGUUAGUAGGCCCAGUUGGAAGAUAUCCCACCCUGUCCCCUUUUUGAGUAGAGACUGAAUCCAGAGUCAAUUCCAGUUUGUGAAAUAGAGACUCAAGAACAAGUUAAAUUUAAUUGGACUGUAAAUCUAGCAAUGUGUAGGCUAGUAUGGUAGAAUAAAGCUAAAUAUAUGCAGGAAACCUUGAGACACAAUGUAGAUGGCUGAUAUAUUUUAGUACCAACUGGAGUUUUCAAAAAGGAUUCUUCCCUUUUGAAAAUUCACUACAUUGUCGAUUUUCUGGAAACUGUGCUAUUGACAUCAGUACAGAAUGUACUCGGCACUUCCUGCAACAGAGUUUACAGACACCUCACAUAUUAUGCAGUGCUGUUUGAAAGUCUUACAUAAAAUCAGAACUCAACGCAAAAUGGCCUUUCUACAUUGUUUCCAAAUGUUGCCCAUGUAUAGUUCACACAAGAGUGAGGGGGAGUUGCUCGGGGUGCUUCUUUUAGAGGUUUUAAAUGGCUGCAGCUCUGUCUGUCUGCUCCACAGCUGUAAAAAAAAAUGCUGCUCAUGUAGAGAAAUGUCUAUUUGUUUGUCAAGAUUUUAAAUUAUGGCCCAGAUUAGAUUUGUUUUUAAAUUGGCCCAUACACGAAGUAGGAAAAAGGAAGUCCCAAACACACGUGUCAUACACCUUGUGUGCUUGUGUGCGUGCAGGCGUGUAUGUCCAUGUGUGUGUAUAUAUGCACACAGGGUCAGAAAUUAGCACCCAGCUAGUGCCAAAUGUUGGUCUUAUCUGUCAGCGGAAGAAAAAAUGAGUAAAGUUCACCCAACAUGAUGACUGGUAACUUUGUCCGUGAGUAACAUUGUAGUUUCUCAAUUUUAUCGCAUUCUCUUGCACUUCGUAACCAAUUUCAAACCUGAUCCAGUUUAUCAGCGUCAAUGUAUCAGUGAGCAAAUAGAUUUUAUACAUGACAUAGCACUGAAAAGGGGUAUGGGUAACUGUGUGAAAAAUGUGCAUUCAUUGUUAAAAGGUGAACGUUUCUCAGUCUACCAGCCCUGGGCAGGUAGCUCAGAGGGAAUUUCAGACAUUGUGUAUGCAAUAAACUUGUUUCAUUUGACUGAUUGUAAA